Messenger RNA from Pristis pectinata (smalltooth sawfish), 4555 nucleotides. RefSeq names its product WD repeat domain 1 (gene wdr1). The record is from RefSeq and is a predicted model, not a curated record. NCBI's taxonomy places the organism in Eukaryota, Metazoa, Chordata, Chondrichthyes, Rhinopristiformes, Pristidae. Gene Ontology annotation, biological process: actin filament depolymerization; positive regulation of actin filament depolymerization; locomotion. The transcript is spliced from 15 exons. Gene Ontology annotation, molecular function: actin filament binding. Gene Ontology annotation, cellular component: cortical actin cytoskeleton. The coding region runs from base 304 to 2127 and encodes 607 amino acids.
GCGGUGGGGCUACGGCGCCUCGCAGCCACGGCGAAUCGAGCGGCUUUGACUAUAUAUGGUCAAAGCGACGAGGGAGCCGCCGGAGCGCUUGUUUCCGGGAUUUUUUUUCUCUCUGGUGUGCACUCGCCUCCACUCUGUGAACCUGCAGGGAGAGAAGGCCGGGUCGGGCCGGGCGGCGAGGCGAGGCGAGGCGAGGGGCUGCGUGGACCGGCCGUUGCUGGGUGAUCGAGUGCGUCAGCGGCGGCUCGCGCUGCUCAUUCCUUCCGCUGUGUUCCGGGCCGGCGCGCGGCUGAUCUGGGCGCGAUGCCUUACCAGUCGAGCAAAGUGUUUGCAUGCCUCCCUCAAGUGGAAAGAGGUGUCUCAAAAGUCAUUGGAGGUGAUCCUAAAGGAAUCAACUUUCUUUACACCAAUAACAAAAGUGUCAUCAUAAGGAACAUCGAUAAUCCAGGAAUUGCAGAUAUAUACACUGAGCAUGCUCGUCAAGUUCAGGUUGCCCAGUAUGCACCCAGUGGAUUUUACAUUGCUUCAGGAGAUGUUUCUGGAAAAGUUCGCAUUUGGGAUACUACCCAGAAGGAACAUGCACUCAAAAACGAAUACCAGCCCUUUGUUGGCACAAUCAAAGAUAUUUGUUGGUCUGCAGAUAGUCAAAAGGUUGCAAUUGCUGGAGAAGGCAAGGAGAUGCAUGCAGCAGUCAUUCAGUGGGACACAGGAACUUCUGUUGGGACUGUGGCAGGCCACAGCAAAAUCAUAAACAGUGUAUCUUUUAAGCCAAGUCGCCCAUACAGAGUUGUGACUGGUAGUGAUGAUCAUUGCUGUGUGUUCUAUGAAGCAUUUCCUGUGAAGUUCAAGUUUACACUCACUGGCCACACAAGAUUUGUUAAUUGUGUGAGAUACUCUCCUAAAGGGACCCUGUUUGCUUCGGCUAGUGCGGAUGGGCAGAUUUUACUCUAUGAUGGGAAGGAAGGAACUCAGAUAAGUGCUCUUGGACAAGAUAAGGCCCACAGUGGAGGUGUAUAUGCGAUUAGUUGGAGUGACGAUGGAAGCCAUCUCCUUUCUGCUUCUGGUGAUAAGACCGUUAAACUAUGGGAUGUUGAAACCAAAACUGCAGUGACAACAUUUAACAUGGGAUCUGAUGUACUGGACCAACAAUUGGGCUGCUUGUGGCACCCAAAAUAUCUGCUGAGCAUUUCACUUUCUGGAUACAUUAACUACCUGGAUAAAGCAAAUCCCAACAAGCCUCUCCGGGUUAUCAAGGGGCAUUCCAAGUCAAUUCAGUCCUUGGCUGUUCACACUGAUGAUGGAAAACAAUCUAUUUACUCGGGCAGCCACGAUGGUCAUAUAAAUUACUGGGAUGCUCCAUCUGGAGAGAAUGAUGGUCUUUCAGGGAAAGGACAUACCAAUAUGGUGUCAUCUAUGGUGAUCAGUGAUGCAGAUGAACUUGUUAGUUGUGGUAUGGAUGAUACUGUGCGCUACACCAAUUUGAUCAAGAAAGAGUACAAUGCUCAAGACACAGUAAAGCUGGAUACCCAACCCAAGAAUUUAGCAGUUGGUCCUGAUGGCUAUACAGUGGUCAUUUGCAUUAACCAGAUUGUACUUCUGAAGGACAAGAAGAAAGUUUUUGCUGUUGAACAUCCUGAAUAUGAACCAGAAAAUGUAUCAAUUCAUCCUGGAGGAGUAACUGUGGCUGUGGGAGGAAACGAUGGCAAUGUGUACCUAUAUUCUAUUCAAGGAAACACACUGCAGAAAAACGAUUGUGUUUUGGAUGUGGGUAACACACCCGUGACUGCUGUAUCUUAUUCACCUGAUGGUGCCAACCUUGCUGUCUGUUGUACAAAUAAAGUAGCAACAUACACGGUUGCAGAUGGAUACAAGGGAACAAGUGAAUACUAUGGACACUAUGCUAAAGUUCUCUGCGUGGGAUGGUCUCCGGACAAUGAGCACUUUGCAACUGGUGGAAUGGAUGGAUUGGUCUUUGUUUGGAGUGUGUCUGCUCCAAAUAAAAGAAUAAAAAUCCCAGAUACUCAUCGAUUAUAUCAUGUCGGCUGUGUUGCUUGGUUGGAUGAACAUACUCUGGUGACAACAUCCCAUGAUGCUUGUGUAAAGCAGUGGACCAUCAUCUACAACUGAACAAGUUGUAUUUGGGGAGGGUGCCUAGAAUUUCAGGGACUAGGGCUGCUGCUGUAGAAACUUAGUAUUGAGCAGAAUAUUUCUUUAUUGCCCAGUGGGCCCCAUAUCACAAUCCUAGUUCUGAUGUACUGUGUUUGGAAAGCUUUAGCAGAAAAAAAAAUUUGCACGUGAAAAGCACUUGUUAACCUAAUCUCUGGAGCUUAAUCUUAUACGUUCAACAUUCCAGAGGCAACAGCCUUAUUUCUAUUCAUAUGACCCCUAUAUACAGCUUUUUCUUUUUGUUGAAGACCACAUCUAUGACGUUGUAUUGAAUUAAAUCGAGAGACUCGGAGUACAACUAAAGAAUAUUUCUGUAUAGUGGCAAGAUAAUUCUUAAUGUGUGAUUGGAAUUGAUGCAAGUGCAGCUACUGUAUAUUGUACAUGUUAUUUCUUUUGCUUUGAAAUCUGUACUGCACAUUUGUUGCCUCAGAUGUUCUCCAGAUGAUCAGAAAAAUACCUAAUAAAGUUUUUAAUGCUUUAAGAAUUCAGCAAUGGUUAAUUUAUAAUUGAAGUGCUUGAUCCAUUAGAUGCAAUCUAUAUUCAUUAAACCAGCUGAGAUGUUGAUGAUAUUGUCUAAGUGCUGAAUAGCAACAAUGUCACAAUUGUAUAUCGUACGUUGAGGAAAUUUUCCAGAUUUCAUAAAUUGGAUUAUGCAAUGAGAAACAAAGCAGGUAGUUUUAGUCUUUUAACUACCUUUUGAAAAAUAGCCAUUCAUAAUGUAAUAUGUACACUAAAGAGACAGCAAAAUGUCUGAUUCAAUCCACUUGCAGAUUGUGAACAAUCGAGGAGUUUACAACAUCUGUAUGUGGGCAUCUAUGGCAAUAGAGAAAUGUUAGAGUGACUAGCCAAUUGAAUCUUGCAUAAUGACAAAUGAUUAGUGGGUUCACUAUAUUUAGCACUUGUAGCACAUUAUAGCUUUAUAUAUCCAAAUUUCUUCCAAGUUUUCAAACCAGGACUAUUUUUCCUGAAACUUCUUUGUGGGCUAGUUUCCAUCAAUGAAAAAAUGCUUAAGUUGAUUAGAAAUUCAAACCCAAUAAUGGUUAACAUUUGUAUUAGAUUCAGAGAGCAGAACUGUGAUAGCUACUGCAAAUGGCCUUGAUUUGCAUAUGUGGCAGGGGGAAAUGUGUGAAUAAGAAUUAAGUAGUCAGCCAUUCAAUUAGAUCAUAACUGAUCUAUAUGUCUGCUUCAUUUAAUUGCCUUUAUUGCAUAUCCUUUGUCCUUGCCUAACAAAAUUGACCUCUGUCUUAAAGUUCAGUUGGCCCAGCACCCACAUUUUAUUAGUGGUAGAUGUGUAGGAGAAAAUCUUUUGAGAUUUCUACUUCCCUUUGUGUGGGUCAUAAGAGCUUUAUGAUUUUUUUUUUUUGCUUAUGACUUUUGCUGGAUUUGCCUAGCAGAGAACAGGAUUCUCCACCCUAUCUAUUUCUUUUCAUUACCAACUUAAUUUAAAAUCAGAUCACUCCUUAAUCUCUUCAGUGUGUGUGUAUGUGUGUGUGUAUAUAUAUAUAUAUAUAUAUAUAUAUGCUAUCUAUCCUAGCUCAUGCUUCUAUUGAGUGUGCACUAUACCAUCUCCAGAAACCCCUUCCUAAAUGUUGUUGAGAUUCAAAUAUUCCAGAUGGCAAAGUUUCUAUUAAAUUGAAACUAUUCCUUUUUUGUAUUCCAGCCCCGUUGAGAAUGAAGAGCAACAUUCUAUUCUUUUGCUUUCUGCACCUGCUCAAUGGUGAUUAACAUUGUGUAUGUGGAUAGCAAAAUCUUGUUGGUCUUCCAUUAUUCCUGAAUACUUGCCAUUUGGAAAAUAAUUCUAUGAUUCUAAAGUUUGUGAUUGAAUGUCAUUGCACAGUUUUUGCUCACUUGCUUAAUUUGUCCCUUUUAUAAAUUCCUGCUCCUGUUUACCUUAGGCCCUCUUGGUAUCCUCUGCAAACAUGGAUAUAAUUUUUUUUAAUCAUCACGAAGUACAGAAAAUAAUCCAAGUACACAUUUCUGGGGGACAGUUGACAAUUUAUUUGAACCCACCAAUCAACACGUACCUUAUCCUUGUUCUGUGUUCUGGCUCAUGUUGCAAGAUUCAAUACUUCUGAGUGAAAUCUAGCUAAUUCAUGUAAAAAUAGUGAAGAUUAAAGAUUGAGACAAUGAUCAUCUAUAGAGUUCUUGUGGAAAGUAAUCUCAUUGAUCCAAGGUGAAGUUUAUUAUCUGCACACCCUUAUUUCAAUGCAGAGGGAAUAGCAAAGACCAGUUUGAGAACUGCUUAUUUGUCAAAAUUAUCAGAUACUUCAGACUGCUACAGCACCAACUAGCUGCAAAUUGUCCAGGAAUUAAUUGAGUGAUGUUCAUCUCAUUACUAUUAAUAUUGUAUCAGCAUAUGUUUGAAUUUUAAUAAAAGAAUAAUUGAGUA